This is a messenger RNA of Anarrhichthys ocellatus (wolf-eel), 4280 nucleotides long. It is a transcript of the gene fancb, whose product is annotated as FA complementation group B. Lineage: Eukaryota; Metazoa; Chordata; Actinopteri; Perciformes; Anarhichadidae. Bases 136 to 2928 code for a protein of 930 amino acids. The record is from RefSeq and is a predicted model, not a curated record. Gene Ontology annotation, biological process: replication-born double-strand break repair via sister chromatid exchange; positive regulation of double-strand break repair via homologous recombination; negative regulation of double-strand break repair via homologous recombination. Gene Ontology annotation, cellular component: Fanconi anaemia nuclear complex. The transcript has 8 exons.
CAGAGGCGGUGUUGAGCUGUAUUCAGUAUUACAAGAGAAGUGUUUAUCUAAUCAAUAUUUAUUCAAUAAUUCGUUUAAAAAUGACAAAAGCUUAAUAUCGUCAACUCACUACUGUUUACCAGCUUCUUACCCACAAUGCACUCGGACUAUCAGGAAGUGUUCAAUAUCAAUUGGCGCGCUGUGAAACGCUGGAUACGGAUGCAUUUCUCUCUCUCACAAGUAAACAUACCAACUAGUCGUCUAAAUGUACUCGUUGGUGAGACUUCCGUCCUGAAAGUGACAGCUCAAUACUUAGCAAUCACGUUAAAUGAAGAGGGAUCGAUCCUGGUAGGCACCCGAAGCUUUCCUUGUGGUAUAAUGGAGGGAUUGCUCUCGGGAGAUUUGUAUCCCAGUCCCCAUCGACUCUCCCUGUGUGGAAAGAUAAUCCUAUUUGACUGUAAACGAGCUUCAGCCACACAUGACAGCGAAAGAAGUGAGUUAAUAUUCUGCAGCCUCUCGUUUGAACGGGAAGUCAACGCGUUUGUGAAGGCAGCUGAUGGAGCGGCUGUCAUCAGCAGGAAGAGAUCAGCGCGUGUCGAUGUUGUGAAAUGUAAAUGUGCCAUAAACGUUCAGAAGAGGGUCACCACGCCGUGCGUUUUAGUGACAAAGAAGAGCAACAAAGGCUUAAGCUUCCAGUAUAGCCUCCUCACACUGAGCAGCUCAAACCGACUGGAGUCCUGCAUAGAGUUUAAACUACCUUAUCAAAUGAGGGACAAUGUGUCUAUCCUCCGAGGCCCCACAGUAUUGUGGAGCCAUGCUGGCAAUGUCUUCCAUGCGUCUCUGCAGACAGGAGAGGUGAGGCAGAUUCCCAUUCAGUUGUCCCACUGUGUUAUUGGAGAACUCCCACUCCACAAAGAACAGGUAUUUGUUGUCGGACUGCAAAGCCUUCCAGACCAGUGCUCUAAUACUCACUCCACAGGCCAGGCCCUGGGCUAUUUUGUUCAAAGUGGACAAGUGUUCGAUGGCAAUGUGAUUUUGCCACAUCCCUACGUUUGCAUCACACGGUGCAUCUUGGUGCUGUCAGCUGAAAAAGUGGACGAUGUGCUGAAAUCUGCUGUGGUCGCAGCAACUUCUAAUCAGCAACUCGUUCUUUUUGAGAAUGGCAUCGUGAAGGACGUGUGUCAGCUCCCCUUUGACCAACCCGAAAAUAUUCAGGUGGUCAACACAGGAAGAAGUGGCUGCCUGCUCGUCAUAUCGUUUCACCAGGGGCACGUAUGUGCAAUGUGGAAGGAAACAUUUCAGAUAGCCUCCCACUGGUCAAGUGUCAGUUCUGUCCACGUGGAUGACUUCCUGGGAUGUGGAACAGACCAAAUGCUGUUGGUUUUUAAGGAUCAUGACAUAACAGAACAACCUUUGGAAAAGUUUCUCCUCACUGACCUCUGUGGCAUUUCAUAUUCUCGCGGACAGGACAGCGAAGCACCAACGACACCACCCCCUCCACCAGAGAACGAUCACCUCACCCUCCGAGCUUUAGAGUCCAGACUACAGAGUGGACUGACCGUGCUCCAGGAGCUUCAAAGAGAGAUGAGAGUGAAGAGCAGAGUUCUGCAGCAGUCGGUCCAAGCCCUCACCAACGCCAUCUCAGGAAGAGAGACUAUGCUCACCCAGCAUGAGCAGGAAGGCCUCGUUGCUCUGUGGGACUGUGAUGAUGAUGAUGAUGAUGAGUCAAAGGAUGAAAAGACGCAAGACAUGCCAGCAGUGUCUUCACAACCUCAAGUUGACAAGCUGUGGCAUCGCAUCGUCGAGGAGCGACUGGUUGUGGGAGUGAUACUAACUACCGACAGCUCAGUACCAGUGGCCAGUGUGAGCUUAUCCAUCCUGACAGAGACGGGUCAGAGCUCAACACCUGCAGUCAUCCAGGCCCAGAGCCAAGUGUUCUGGCUCCCUGCACCCUGCUCUUCCUCCUCCUCCUCCUCCUCCUCCUCCUCACUCUCCUCUGCCUACACAUUCUCAGAGCCUGCAGCCAAAAGAAGCAAGCAGCACAAUGUCGGGAGACCCACUGAUCUCAACACUUGCAGACUGACUGUGACCGCUGUGGCCAGGCUGACGCCUCUGUUGAUCUCUGGCUGUGUCAAGUGCAGUGUCAUGCUCCAUUACGUCCAGAGACGAGAUGCUUUUGCCGGUGUGAGCAACCCAACACCGGUUGUUCUGCAUUGUGGUCAAGUUGCCUUAGACAUCCACAGUAAUUUCCAAACCCAGCUGUUGAAAACACCCGAACUCAAAACAGAUGACGCUAAAGAGGACUUGCUGAGCCUGAUGGUGCUGUUGGAUUGCUGGGUCUUCCACAUAGACUCUCCUGAUCACAGCUUAGGCGACGUAGAUGGCUGGAUUCACAAACUAGCGGGUUGUAGGAGGAUAGAAGCGAGCCCUCAGUAUCUACUGUUAAAUUCUUCAGGACCAUCUGCUCUCAUGCUGCUGCACUGGCAUCAGAUAAGCCCUUUCCAGGGGGAACUGUCUGUCCACUCCAGCCAGUUACAGACGCUCCAGUUCCUGAACUCUCUCCUGGCCUACCUCCCUUUGUCCUGCUCCAUCCGGUCUGUCAAAGGUACAAGAGGACAGGGUGCAGCUCAAAUGUUGUCUUUGGCGCUGGAGAAAGAGUUGGUGUCCCUCAGAGAGUGUGUGUCAUUGCUACUUUGUGAAGAAGAGGAGGAGGAGGAGGAGAAGAAGAGGAUGAGCCUUGGACAUGAGGAGAGCCCUGAGCCUGGUUCUGUGAAGGGGCUCCAGAGGUGUAGGGAAGUGUUUCAGGGGGACGUGGAGAGGAGUAAGACGAGGUUGAGCCCCCUGGUGGAUGUGUGGAGAUAUCGUAGGCUAACCCAAAACAUGUCCAAACUCCAACUCGAUGGGGAUUUGGCAGCUCUCUUAGACGCUCAGAGAACUUUGCUCAGCUAAUAUACUGCAGAACAUGGUUUUUGUGGAAAUCCCAAGCGGGUAGCAUUAACGGGGGAGGGGGAGCCUAAUCUUUAAUCGUGUAUUGUGUCAAGUGUAAUGACUAAUCAGAGUUAGUCAUGUAUGCUAUGCUUUGCACAUUUCACCUGGAUUGAGAGCUGCCCCCCCUUUGCUGGCUUCGAGUUGUCUCUGUGUGCUCCCUCAGACUCUUGGGGUUGAUAUCUAUAGUGUCUGCUGCUGUGUAGAGCUGGAUCACCUCUGGCCUUACUCUGAUACUGAUGUGAUACUGAUCUCUGUUCAGCUUAUUUUUCUGUCCAUGUCCCCUAAGACCCUCUGUGUUCAAGAAUGCUCUUCAAUGUCUGCUGAUGCUGCUGCUGUGUGCUAUUCAGUAGGAGACGGAGACCACUUUCAGCCGAGAAACGGUUUGUGUUAUGAAUAAAGGCAACAGAUGAUGGUUGAGUUAGAAAUCUGCUCAGUGACUGUAGUUGACUGAAAGCUUUUAGUGGUGGGCUACUUUCAGUUAUGUUCCUGUAAAACACGUCCUUGGUGUCAGCACUGUUAGUUCAAAUGCAGUUUGUACAAGUAAACAUGAAAUGCUACUUAAAAGGACCCCAACUUUUCUGGCUAUAUGAGGUAUGUGGCAGUCUGGCUAUGGUGUUUGCUGAAAUGGCGGGUGUUUCUUUUUUCUUUUUCUCCCAGUAGGGAGCUCAGAAACAAGGAUGUGCAUGUUUGUUCUGGGAGCUGCUCCAUCUGUGUGUAGUACUCAGGACUCUCUGGAGAGAUCUCCUCUUCUUUUACACCUUUAUAUGUGUCCGCUUCAUUGCAAGUAACAGCUUCCACUGGACUCACUGCCGCAGGACUCCCCUGAACAUAGCUGAAGCAUCCCUUCAAAGUUACUUCAUAAAGGUAAUGCUGCUGUGGGUUAGUGACAUGUUACAGAGCUAUACACAAUGUAUUUUUUGUGUCUUGUUUGAAUGGAAAUAAAGAACCCUGUUUGUAGGUUUUUGCUGUUAUAUUCAGAUCACUCAACUUCAUCCAGCAUGCAAGUUGAUAAAACACAUCGACACUUCUUUGUUCUUUGCUUUAUUCGUCCCUCACAUACAGAAACGGACAAACCCUCACCACCUCUUCGGCUGUGAGACAAACACCUCUGUCACUUGUAGCGCAGAAGAGUAUUUUUUUGAAUUCUGUUCAGUAAAUAACUCCACUAAAGGGCCAGGGACAAAUGGAUCACAUGUGAAAAAGAGAAUUCUAUUGUAUUGGUGUUCCCUUAAAGCACAAACUGCUACCCGGAGUAAAAUAUAUGGUUUGUCAUCCCAUUACUGUCUGUUCGGUUGUAUUUACUGUGAGUGGUG